AUGGACAAACUUUGGAACGAACAACGCGAGGUCAUGCGACAAAUACACCGAACGCUGGAAAACUUCAAGAAACUCGGUCAGGCUAAUUAUACGACCAGCAAUGCACGCAGUCGACAAGCCGUUCUCCAGGAAAGAUGGGGAAGAUGCCAGGCGUUACAUUCUGCCAUCGUGGCAGCAAUCUCUCAGGACGAUUUGGCUACGAUGCCGUACUUCCGGGACGACGAGAUGCAGACAGCGGAGGACAGCUACUUCGAAGCAACGGACUUCUUCGCCGACCUAUUGGAAACGUUAUCAAAACCCGUGUCAAAUUGUAGUAUCGUAAAUUCUACUGCUUUGACUGAACGUAGCUCCGCGUCUAUACCUCUGCCUCGCAUUCAGUUACCAAAAUUUUCGGGUCAAUACACCGAUUGGUCAAAUUUUCGAGAUUUAUUCCAGUCUUUGGUGGUCUCUAAUGAAGCGUUGUCCGACGUGCAACAGUUGCAUUAUUUAAAAACGAGUCUAAUCGGAGAGGCUGGUUUAAUUUUGAGAAAUAUAUCAAUUACCGAGGCAAACUAUAAAACCGCGUGGACCGAGUUGACGCAGCGUUAUGAAAAUAAAAGAAUGGUUGUAUCCAAUCAUUUACGAGCUGUUCUCGAGUUGACGCCUAUGAAAUCUGAGUCCGCGGUUGAGUUAAAACGCGUUUACGAUACUACAAACGAUUCCGUUCAUGCGUUGAAAAAUCUUGGCCGUGCAGUAGAUGAUGAUUUUGUGGUUGCGAUUAUUGAACGUAAACUCGAUGUUAAAACACUGCAAGAGUGGAAUUUACUUCUCGGUAGCUCAACCGAACUUCCGACCUUCAAGGAACUCUGUCAAUUUCUAGUCAAUCGACUCAGAGCUUUAGAAGCUACACAACAAAUCAGUGAAGGGAAUAAGAAAUCUAAACACAUAGCAAGCACGAAAUCUCUCGUCUCUGCCGUUGACAAAUCUAAAUGUAUUGCUUGUAACGAAUCUCACUCGCUGUAUCAAUAUAUUAAAAAAUCACUAACCGUAGGUAAACGGAAGGAACUUGUAAAAAAGCAUCGCUGUUGCCACAAUUGUCUAGGAAAGGGACAUUACCCUCGAAAUUGUCUCUCGAGCAGGAGGUGUGCUCGCUGCAGUCGCAAACAUCACUCGCUUUUACACGAGGACCUUGAAGGUAAUAAUUCGGAUAACGAGAAGGCUGAAUCCGACAAGGAAGACGACGGGAUCAGCAACAAAAUCGCACGAGUAACCGUACGCUCCCUUGAAGGUCGAUCUAUAAGGUUGCGCGCUUUAAUUGACACUGGCUCGGAAGCCACCUUUCUAAGUGAGCGAGCUGCGCAGUCACUAAGACUCUCCCGCAGAAAAGUUAAGAUUCGCGUGACGGGUAUAGGCGACCAAUGUGCCAAUGUUGUUAAUUAUAUAUCGCAAAUUCAGAUAGGCGCGCGCGGUAACGAUAACGACUUUAUAACGACAAAUGCUCUCAUCCUUCCGAACCUUACGUCCCACCGAGACAUUCCUACUUUUAGAUUCGAUUAUAUCCCUCACUUGAGAGGAAUCAAGCUCGCGGACGCUAAUUGGUCCAAGCUCGAUCUCAUCGACCUGUUAAUUGGUGCCGAUCUCUACGGAUCCAUUCUGCUCGAUGGAUUACGGAAGGGUCUCGCCGAUGAACCUAUUGCUCAGCGCACCAUAUUCGGUCGAUCAGGAACCUCCUCCAAUGGUAUAUCCUGUCUGCAGUCUAAAAUAUCCCACGCGAAUGACUUAGAUCUUCGCAAAUUCUGGGAGCUGGAGGAGAUUCCGGGCUUCAACGCUCUCACGGAGGACGAAACUCUUUGCGAACAGCACUUCGCCUCCACCCACUCUCGCCGCACCGACGGUCGUUACGUCGUGAGGUUGCCCUUCAAAGAAGGCGCCGUUACCGAGUACGUUGAUUCGUUUCAAAUCGCGUCGCGAUCGCUAAAGCGUUUAGAAAUCCGUCUCUCCAAGGACGCUAAACUUGCGGAGGCUUAUUCUUUUUUUCUCUCUGAAUACGAGCAGCUAGGACAUAUGGCUCUUACCGCUGUCUCGGAGAACUCUGAAUCUAGAGCAUCUGCUGGCUAUUAUAUGCCUCAUCAUCCGGUUCUUAGGGAAACCAGUACUACUUCCCCUCUGAGGGUUGUCUUUAACGCUUCAUGCGUAACUCAUUCAGGUUCGUCGCUAAAUAACCAGUUAUUGACGGGACCUAAGCUACAAUCGGAUCUCCCAUCGAUCCUACUUAGAUGGAGGACUCAUCGGUUAGUCCAUAUCGCCGACAUUGCAAAAAUGUUUAGGCAAAUUAUCAUGCACCCUGCUGAUACGAAAUAUCAAAGAACCUUAUGGCGUACUGAGGCAGACCAACCAGUCUCUUCGUACGAGUUGUUAACCGUAACUUACGGUACCGCUUGUGCGCCAUACUUGGCAAUGCGCGUUUUGAAACAAUUAUGUGACGAUGAAGGUGCCGCCUUCCCACGCGCCGCAUCGGUUUUGCAAGAAUCUACUUACGUGGACGACGUUCUCUUCGGCGCCCACAACUUCUCCGAGAUCAUAGAGAUCCGAGGACAGCUUAAUGCCCUCUUAGAAAAGGGAGGUUUCCAUUUGCGAAAGUGGACUUCCAAUUCUGAAGAACUUCUUCGUUACAUACCUAAGACUGACCUUCUGGUCGGCUCCCGUUUUCUGAUGAACAACCGAUCAAGGCCUUGGGCCUAUCCUGGAAACCAGAACGCGAUUGUUUUACUUUUCAAUUUAAUUCUGCAGAAUUCGAGAAAACGCGAGGGAGCGUUGAGCCGACUAAGCGUUCUGUUCUUUCCACAAUCUCUCGCAUAUUCGACCCUCUCGUUAGAUUGGGACACUCCGAUUCCGAGUGAUCUCCGAGGAUCUUGGGAGAGUUACUUCGAGAAUCUGAAAUGUCUGCACGAAGUAUCGAUACCGAGAUGGACUAAUCAAGGUCCAAAUAGAAACGCAGUACAAUUGCAUGGAUUCGCCGAUGCGUCCAGCAGAGCUUAUGCGGCAGUAGUUUAUCUCAAGGUCGUAACGGAUGCAAAUCAAGUCAAAACUAGUCUCCUCAUUAGUAAGACUAAAGUUGCUCCGCUCCAAACGGUCAGUAUUCCUCGUUUAGAGUUGAGCGCUGCUCAGUUACUCUCCACGCUCUUAUCCUUUGUAAAACUUACACUAAAUCUCUCCACCGUUCCUCUCUACUGUUGGUCGGACUCGACGAUUACUCUCGCCUGGAUUAAGAAGCAUCCGUCGCAAUGGAAGCCUUUCGUGGCUAAUCGAGUAGCCGAUAUACAAAAUCGCUUACCUGACGCUAUCUGGGGAUACGUCAACACUAAGCAGAACCCAGCUGAUUGCGCCUCUCGUGGCGUCAGCACUGCUUCUCUUAAAGAUCACCACCUCUGGUGGCACGCGCCAUCGUGGCUCGAGUUAGAUAAUUCUUUCUGGCCUGAGCAACCGUUUUCGGAAGAGAUACAAAUCGAUAAGGAAAGGAGAUCUGUGAAAACGAUGGUCGUUCGUUCCGAUCAAUCGGAAUGGAAACUCCCCGACGAAACCCCCUCGUGGCCUCGGCUCCUCAAGAUAACUGCGUAUUGCAUUCUCUUUUGUAGUAAACUUUCGCGAUAUAAACGCUUCCCCACUCUUGCUCAAAACGAUUGCGAGUAUUCACUAACGAUUGCUGUACAAUUGGCUCGUUCCUUUUGGAUUAGCUCGGUACAACUCGCUCAAUUUUCUGACGAAAUCUCCGCCAUUAAAUCGGGAUCUCCGCUUCCACGGUCUAGUAAACUUAAAAGUCUGAAUCCCUUCGUGGACGACGACGGAUUGUUACGCGUAGGAGGCCGAUUAGAACACUCUCCGUUCUCCUUUGAAGAGAAACAUCCCGUUAUCUUACCUCGUCAUCGAGUCUCCGAUCUAAGUCGACCAAGCUCAUAG
Vollenhovia emeryi is the source of this 3936-nucleotide messenger RNA. RefSeq lists its product as uncharacterized. Gene Ontology annotation, biological process: proteolysis. Gene Ontology annotation, molecular function: aspartic-type endopeptidase activity. Bases 1 to 3936 code for a protein of 1311 amino acids. Lineage: Eukaryota; Metazoa; Arthropoda; Insecta; Hymenoptera; Formicidae. The transcript is spliced from 4 exons. The record is from RefSeq and is a predicted model, not a curated record.